Molecule: messenger RNA, 738 nt
Organism: Stomoxys calcitrans (stable fly)
Lineage: Eukaryota; Metazoa; Arthropoda; Insecta; Diptera; Muscidae
Product: attacin-A-like
Exons: 2
Coding region: 52-615 (187 amino acids)
Biological process (GO): defense response to bacterium
Cellular component (GO): extracellular region
Source: RefSeq, a predicted model, not a curated record
UCUAAAAUCCAUUAUAUUUUUCAAAAUUAUACAUUUAGGUUUUAUUUGAUCAUGGGAUUAACUUUGACAACCAAUACACAUGGAGUGAGCAACCUCAAUGUUUCCAUCUCACAAACUGUGGGAGAUGAGAAAUUCAAAACAUUGGCGGGCCUAUUUGCUAAUAUGAGUUUGGAGGGAGCUCCUUUUUUUCGAGGUGUAUUUGGUGAAAUUCAAUUCUCUGGCAACUCCUUGGGUAUAUCCUAUGCUCAUGUGGCCUAUAAUGGCAUAAAUAUGCAAAAUUAUUUACGUUUGAAUAUCUUCAGGGAUCCAUACGAGUCCAUCGAUUUAAAAAUGUUCCACAAUGAGACAAGAUUCAAUAACUCAUUUGGAUUUAGACGUUUUGGAGGUAAUUUGUCUUGGACUUACUUUGCUGGUCACUCAAUAGGUUUUGGGUUUUCGCAAAGCACUGCACUCAAUACCACAGCUAUGGAAGCCAUAUUUAAGUUGAAUCUAUGGAAAUCGGAAAAGGGCAACUGCAGCUUAGAUCUCAACAGCAAUUUAAUACAUUUCAUUCGAGGUCCUUUGGAAGGUCAUCAGGAUGUAAUGGCUUCACUUACAAUAUCUUUUGCUCUUUAAGUGAGUGUUUCUGGGUUUCACAUUGCAUACAUGGUUCAACAUUGCAAGGAUUUUUUAGAUUAUCAUAUAAAAGCAAUCUACACAGUCAUAAUAAAUGCUUUAACGCAGUUUGGGAUUUAAAAA